Molecule: messenger RNA, 1383 nt
Organism: Ophidiomyces ophidiicola
Lineage: Eukaryota; Fungi; Ascomycota; Eurotiomycetes; Onygenales; Onygenaceae
Exons: 3
Coding region: 1-1383 (460 amino acids)
Biological process (GO): mitotic spindle organization
Cellular component (GO): dynactin complex; cytoplasm
Source: RefSeq, a predicted model, not a curated record
AUGGCUUUCAACAAGAAAUAUGCUGGUCUCCCGGAUCUGGAUCUUGCGCCCGACAUAUACGAGACCCCCGAGCUUACAGACGAUUCGACCCUGCCCACAGCUACCGUUCGAUCCUCGUCACCCUUCCCAGAAGAAACAUCUACUGCAGGAAUUGACCGCCAACGUUUACAACCUGACCAUGCACGGUCCCAGUUUGAGCCUGUAAGAGUAGAUGCGAGCGGCGUAGAUUUUUCAGACAGUCUGGCCUCCAGGAGAAAGUCGUAUCGAACUGUUCGGCGAUCAAGGCGGAGACGGGAUGAUGGGACAGAAGUCUUAGGCGAUACCAGUGAAGAUGAAGAUGAAUCUCUAGAGCGAAAACUAGCAAGAUUGCGCAGGGAAACAGAAGAACUAAAAAACGAAAUUGCCAAUCGGAACUCUCAGUCGGGUGAACGGGAGGAAGAAGACGAAAACGAGCUCUCACAGAAGUCGAUUUUGGAGCUGAAUAAAACCCUGAACACCCUCUAUAUAUCUUCGAAAGGGGGGCAAGGCUCAUCAGAAGAAGCGUUCACCCGCCAACUCGCCACCGGUAUUCACAUCCCCAAAUCUGAAAGGGCGGAUGAAACACCUGCCGCUCAACAACUGGGUGGAAUACCCUCAUCACUCUUGGCAAAUACUGCGUCCUUCGAUGCCCGGCUUACUCUCCUUGAAGCUGCCCUCGGGCUCUCACAAGCCCCCAUCUCAGUAUCUCCUGAUGACCCUUCAGAUUCUGACCUUCCGCCAAUUCUCCCCACCCUACGUCACCUCUCUUCCCAACUCUCUACCUUAACGAGCACCCUGACCAAUACAGCAUCCAGCGGCCCGGCUGCUAUCCCAUCUACACUCACCACCCCACACCUCGAAGCUCUAACCACCAGAAUUCGUAAACUUACCGCUGAUGCAGAAGCACUCACUGUGGCUCGUCGACGUGCCACAGACGCUGCUCGCGCCGUCCUAGCAGCCCGUAUCGCCGCUGGAACAAGUGACGAACCCCCCGAGAUACCUGCCGCAGCGGCACAGGCCACGCCUACGGAAAUUGAGGCUGCAGCUAGCGAGCAGGCAUCCAAAAUCCAAGCUCUCUACACCACAUUGCCUACGAUCACCUCUCUGCACCCACUGCUACCUAGCGUCUUGGAGCGCUUGCGCUCAUUACGAGUCAUCCACGCGGGUGCAGCGAGUGCUAGUGAAGAUUUAGAGGUUUUAGAGAAGAGGCAGGGAGAGAUGAGAAAGGAAAUUGAUCAGUGGAGAGAAGGUUUGGCAGCCAUGGAAGAGCGGAUCAAAGAAAGCGAAGCCUCUAUGAAACGUAACGUGGAUGUUGUGGGCCCGUGGGUGAAGGGUUUGGAGACAAGAUUAGAUGCUUUGGAUUAA